AUGCAGAGCACGGGGCAAACGGAGGACAUGGACCAGAUCGUAAAGCUGGUUUCGAGAAUGUUUGGCCACGAGAGGAAAGCCAACUCGAACGAGGAAAAGACACGGCACCUGGGGGUGGUGUGGAAACAUAUGACCGUGAAAGGGGUUGGUCUUGGUGCUGCCCUGCAACCGACAAAUGCGGAUAUCUUCCUGGCAUUGACCAGGCUGAUUAAACGCAUCUUGACUCGAGGUAGGAGAGGCGCGGGUGCAGGGCAGACCCCUCUAAGGACUAUUCUCGAUGACUUUACCGGCUGCGUACGGCCAGGGGAAAUGCUUCUGGUUCUUGGAAGGCCGGGGUCUGGGUGUUCAACAUUCUUGAAGGCCAUUGGGAACCAACGCUCCGGCUACAAAAGUGUGGACGGAGAUAUACACUAUGGUGGAACCGAUGCAAAUACCAUGGCAGACAACUACCGCUCGGAAGUGCUCUACAACCCUGAAGAAGAUCUCCAUUACGCCACACUGACCGUGCGAGAGACUUUAAUGUUCGCGCUGAAAUCACGAACCCCAGAUAAGGCCUCGCGUCUCCCAGGCGAAACCCAAGAGGAAUAUCAAAGGACAUUUUUGUCCACAAUCGCCAAACUGUUUUGGAUUGAGCACGCCCUUGGGACCAAGGUUGGUGACGAACUGGUUCGAGGAGUGUCGGGAGGGGAGAAGAAGCGCGUUUCAAUAGGAGAGGCCCUGGUUACCAAGGCUAGCACGCAAUGUUGGGACAAUUCAACCAGAGGCCUUGAUGCAAGCACUGCUUCUGAGUACGUUCGGAGUCUGCGGAGCUUGACUAACAUGGCCCACGUGUCUACUCUCGUCGCUCUCUACCAAGCAUCUGAGCAUCUCUAUCGGCAAUUUGACAAAGUCCUGUUGAUCGAGGAAGGCAAGUGCGCAUAUUUUGGCCGUUCGGAAAACGCAAGAGCCUAUUUCGAGCGGCUUGGCUUCGAAUGUCCUCCACGAUGGACAACCCCCGACUUCCUCACGUCCAUCAGUGAUCCGCAUGCUCGUCGCGUGCGAAAGGGGUGGGAAGACCGUAUACCGCGGUCCGCAGCAGACUUCCAACAGGCAUAUUGCAAGAGUGAUAGGUACAAAGAGGCACUUGACGACAUCGAUGAUUUUGAGAAAGAGCUCGAGCACCACGAAGAAGAACGGCAGGUCGCUCGGAGAGGCUCCUCGAAGAAAAACUACACCGUUCCAUUCCAUAAGCAAGUGCUCAUCCUCACCGAAAGGCAGUUCCGGAUCAUGUAUGGAGACCGGCAGACGCUCAUUGGAAAAUGGUCGAUUCUCGUUUUUCAAGCCCUGAUCGUUGGAAGUCUCUUUUACAACCUUCAGCCUACUAGCGCCGGCGUUUUUACGAGAGGAGGAGUCAUGUUCUUUGUGCUCCUUUUUAAUUCUUUACUAGCACUGGCCGAACUUACAAUGGUUUUCCACCAUCGCCCAGUGAUGUUGAAACAUAAGAGCUUUUCCUUCUAUCGUCCUUCUGCCUAUGCCUUGGCCCAGGUAGUUGUCGACGUGCCGAUAAUCUUCAUCCAGGUCACUCUUUUUGAACUGAUUGUAUAUUUCAUGGCCAAUCUCGCACGGACACCGUCUCAAUUUUUCAUCAACUUCUUGUUCAUAUUUCUCCUGACGAUGACUAUGUAUUCAUUCUUCCGAACAAUUGGAUCAUUAAGCACCUCACUCGAUGUUGCUACCCGGGUUACCGGAGUUUCCAUCCAGGCCCUUAUUGUCUACACGGGAUACCUCAUCCCACCGUGGAAAAUGCACCCCUGGUUGAAGUGGCUAAUCUGGAUUAAUCCGGUUCAGUAUGCCUUCGAGGGAGUCAUGUCUAACGAGUUUUACAACUUGAACAUUCAAUGCGAACCACCAAGUAUUGUUCCCUAUGGACCCGGUGCCGUACCUGGUCACCAAAGCUGCACCAUCCAGGGCAGUACUCCUGAUCAGCUCGUGGUUCAGGGAUCGAACUACAUCCGAACCGCCUAUACCUAUAGCCGAUCUCACCUGUGGCGUAAUAUUGGCAUCAUCGUGGCCUGGCUCAUAUUCUUUAUUAUCUUAACUAUGAUAGGGAUGGAACUGCAAAAGCCAAAUAAAGGCGGAAGUGCCGUAACUAUAUUUAAGAGAGGAGAAGCACCCAAAGCAGGGGAGGGAUCUGUCAAGCAAAAGGAGAUCCCGAGCGACAUUGAGGCCGCGUCGAAUGGGAUUUCUAGCAGCACGGACGUGUCCCAGGAUUCCCCAGGGAAAGUUGACGGCAUAGCGCGGAGCACAUCCAUCUUCACCUUCCAGCAUGUCAACUACACAAUCCCUGUUCAUGGGGGCAAGAAACAGCUCCUGCGAGAGGUGCAGGGGGUUGUAAAACCUGGUCGUCUUACCGCGCUUGUUGGCGCAUCUGGUGCUGGAAAAACUACUCUUCUCAAUGCACUGGCUCAACGGUUAAACUUUGGAGUUAUCACGGGUGAUUUCCUUGUUGAUGGGAAGCCAUUGCCCAAGAGUUUCCAGAGAGCUACGGGAUUUGCUGAGCAGAUGGAUAUUCACGAGCCAACUGCAACCGUGAGAGAGUCUCUCCGAUUUUCAGCUCUUCUUCGUCAGCCAAAAGAGGUCCCGAUUCAGGAGAAAUAUGACUAUUGCGAGAAAAUCAUCGAUCUGCUUGAAAUGAGGCAAAUUGCGGGCGCUACAGUGGGUGCUGCUGGGGGCUCGGGCUUAAACCAAGAACAACGCAAAAGACUCACAAUUGCGGUAGAGCUCGCGAGCAAGCCAUCCUUGCUUCUAUUUCUAGAUGAACCAACGUCGGGUCUGGACUCCCUGGCAGCUUUUAAUAUUGUCCGUUUCCUUCGGCGGCUCGCCAAUGCUGGACAGGCCAUUCUUUGCACAAUCCAUCAACCCUCGGCAGUUCUGUUUGAAGAGUUUGAUGACCUCCUUCUGCUCCAGAGCGGGGGGCGAACUGUAUACCAUGGCAAAUUAGGGCAUGAUUCCUCUCAACUUAUUGGCUAUUUCGAGCGAAACGGAGCGAAACAAUGCCCUCCCGAUGCAAACCCUGCAGAGUAUAUGCUCGAAGUCAUUGGUGCUGGAAAUCCCGACUAUAGUGGGCAAGAUUGGGCCGAUGUGUGGGAAGAUUCUCCCGAGCGUAAACAGCUUUCGGACGAGAUUAAGGACAUCAUUGAGACUCAUCGAACCGUCAACAAGGAAACUCAAACCAGCGCGGAGGACGACCGCGAAUAUGCCAUGCCUAUCUGGGUUCAGACCUGGGCAGUUACCCAGCGUUCGUUCAUCGCAUAUUGGAGGACUCCAGAAUAUAAUAUCGGGAAAUUUAUGCUUCAUAUCUUCACAGGGCUUUUCAAUACGUUUACAUUCUGGCACCUCGAAGACAGCUACAUUGACAUGCAAUCACGGCUGUUCUCCAUUUUCAUGACCCUGACUAUUUGUCCUCCCCUCAUCCAGCAGCUACAACCACGCUUCCUCCACUUCCGCAGUCUUUACGAAUCUCGCGAAGCCAACUCCAAGGUCUACUCGUGGGCAGCCUUUGUGACAAGCGCUGUCCUCCCAGAACUCCCAUACUCCCUCGUUGCGGGCACCAUUUACUUCAACUGCUGGUACUGGGGCGUUUGGUUCCCUCGAAACUCCUUCAGCGCGGGCUAUGUGUGGAUGCUCCUCAUGCUCUUUGAAAUGUUCUACGUCGGCUUCGGUCAAUUUAUCGCUGCCUUCUCCCCCAACCCGCUGCUUGCCUCCCUCCUCGUUCCCUGCUUCUUCACCUUCAUUGUCGCCUUCUGUGGCGUUGUCGUUCCCUACUUCGCCCUCCCUGAUUUCUGGCGCUCCUGGAUGUACUGGCUCUCCCCGUUCCAUUACCUCGUCGAGGGUUUCCUCGGCGUUGUCAUCCACGAUGUGCCAGUUCGCUGUGUUCCACGCGAAGAAGCUCUCUUCACGCCUCCUUCGAACCUGACCUGUCAGCAGUACGCGGGACCCUUUGCAGCGCAUGCACCAGGAUACGUCGAAAACGCAGCGAAUGGGAUGUGCUCUUACUGUCAAUAUUCCAACGGCGAUGAAUUUGGCGCCAGUUUCAACAUCUUCUACAAACACAAAUGGCGCAACUAUGGAAUCUUCUGGGCCUACGUGCUGUUCAACUUUACCGCCGUGUUUUUCUUCUCCUGGUUAUAUCUGCACGGUGCCAGAGACAUCAAGCGCUGGGUUAGUGCACGCCGAACAAGGAGAGCGGAGAGCAGGGAAGAAGACGACCUCUCUUCUCUUCACUACUAG
This is a messenger RNA of Aspergillus ochraceoroseus IBT 24754, 4269 nucleotides long. Its product is annotated as putative ABC transporter. Gene Ontology annotation, cellular component: membrane. Gene Ontology annotation, biological process: transmembrane transport. Bases 1 to 4269 code for a protein of 1422 amino acids. The transcript is spliced from 14 exons. Lineage: Eukaryota; Fungi; Ascomycota; Eurotiomycetes; Eurotiales; Aspergillaceae. Gene Ontology annotation, molecular function: ABC-type transporter activity; ATP binding; ATP hydrolysis activity. The record is from RefSeq and is a predicted model, not a curated record.